Messenger RNA from Adineta ricciae, 993 nucleotides. Lineage: Eukaryota; Metazoa; Rotifera; Eurotatoria; Adinetida; Adinetidae. The record is from the annotation of a GenBank genome assembly.
AUGAACAAUGCGAAAUUCUAUCGAUAUCUCUUAUUUUUCGUUGCCGCAUCCUUGAUUAUUUUCCUUACGAGCGAUCGUCAUCUCUCUCAUCAAUAUUUCGCCCAUGAAGAUCCAGCGUUUUCUUCAUUAGCGUUUUGGGAAGAUAAUCGAACAUUACAAACUGGCCGGAUACUACCUAAACCAACAAUAACAAGUGAUCAAAUCAACUUAACCAACUUCACCUUGGUCAUCGCUGCAUGUUGUCGAAAUGUUGAAAAAUAUCUUCUUGGCUUUCAAAGAAAUGUCCGCGCGAUUGGUGCAUUAUUUAGAAACUAUCGCGUGUAUUUGGGCGAGUCAGAUUCAAAAGAUAAAACACUACAAUUUAUUCAAGAAUGGGCAAACAAUGAUUCCAAACAUGUCUACGUCUAUACAGCAGGAAACCAGCGAUCGCGUCUCUUGUUUCGCACUCAACGUUUAGCUCAUUGUCGAAAUUCUCUUCUUCAACGUGCACGAAUUGACUUUCCUUCUUUUGAUUAUUAUCUCGUUCUCGAUGUUGAUGUGACUUCAUCAAAUUUGUUCUCAGUUGAAAACUUUCUCUCCAAUUUUCGUUAUCCGAUCUCAUCGUGGGCAGCAAUGACAGCUUCGCAAACAGACAGAUAUUACGAUCUUUGGGCGUUACGGUCAUCGCCAACAGUGACAUUCGAUUUUCUCGAACGCGCUCGCCAGGUGUCCUUCAUCCCUAUUGCUUGGGGUUCAGUAAUGACCAAACUAUUUGCACGACAUUACAAAGGAAUUCCAGAGAAUCAUUCCUUGAUCGACGUUGAAUCAGCAUUUGGAGGUGCAGGUAUCUAUUUUGCUCGAUAUCUGACUGAUAAAUGUGUAUACAAUGGCUGGAGAGAUUACGGAAUCUGGUUUUAUCGCGAACAAUGUGAACAUGUGACAUUCAAUCAAUGUAUUCGACGCAAUGCAGGAGGUGGAAAGUUUUUCAUUAAUCCUCGGUUCCAUACUACAUGA